Molecule: messenger RNA, 591 nt
Organism: Ectocarpus siliculosus
Lineage: Eukaryota; Phaeophyceae; Ectocarpales; Ectocarpaceae
Source: the annotation of a GenBank genome assembly
AUGUAUGUCUGCAAGUCGUGCGCCCCCCUAACAACGCUUUGGCCUUCACAUGGUGUUGUCGGUGUCACGUGGCAUGCUGUUGUGGGUGGGAGCAGGAGCUGGGUGAAGGAACAGAAGGCGAAAGACUCGACUUGGGUGGAGCCGUGGGUCGAGAAAGAACGGGAAGCCAAGAGGGCGGCGGGCAAAGCCCCAUCGGACGAGCCCCCUCCCGGGAAGGACAGCGUGGCAGGGAUCGCCGUGGAGCAACGGUGCGAAGUGCAGCCGGGGGGCAGGAGAGGGGUGGUGGAGUACGUGGGAGAGGUGGAAGGCUUGCAGGUUGGUCGUUGUUUGUUAUUUCGUUUUCUCAUUUGAAGCCCGUGCGGCAAUGACAGACAUCAUCCACCAAGCCCACGAGGUCUACAAGGAGCACACUAACGGAAUGCCUCGAAAAUUGAAUUAUACGGAGCAUCAUUUACCAACUGCUAGCUGCUCUAUGAGUUCGAGGUUUGCCUUCAUCAGGUAAACCAUGUUCAGGGCGUAGAUAGUGCCUCCGUUAGGGGCUGGGGCAUCGGCAGAGUGAGCACGGUGGCGUGAACCGUGCUCGGGUUUUGU